Messenger RNA from Brassica napus (rape), 1034 nucleotides. RefSeq names its product universal stress protein PHOS32-like. The coding region runs from base 188 to 862 and encodes 224 amino acids. The record is from RefSeq and is a predicted model, not a curated record. NCBI's taxonomy places the organism in Eukaryota, Viridiplantae, Streptophyta, Magnoliopsida, Brassicales, Brassicaceae. The transcript is spliced from 3 exons.
GACUAAUUAAUUUUAUUAAAAAUGAUUAUGAGAACAGGUCCAAAAGGGGGUAGUUGUUUAUUUUCAUGGCAAGCACGUUCAAGAAAUGGCUCCAACCAAAACCAUACAAACAAAAGGCACUAUUUAAAACACAACCAAAAACACAAAACAUAAAACGAAAAGAACAAUAGAGAGAAGGAUUAUCAAAAUGGGGAAACCAGCUGGGUAUUGGGUGAAUAAGAUUAGGACAUCAUUCAAAGGAGGAUCAUCUUCGAGCAAAUCACUAGAUGAAGGAAGUGCUUCUGGUUCUAGAAAGAACGGUAGUAAGAAUCAGAAAACAGAGGAAGGCAAUAAGAAGGGUGAAGCUGAGAGUGGGAGGAAAGUGAUGGUUGUUGUGGACACAACUUCACAAUCAAAGAAUGCUCUUCAAUGGGCAUUAACACAAUGUGUUCAAGAUGAAGACAAUAUCACUCUCCUCCAUGUCACAAAAACACCUGUAGGGCAAGCUACAGAUGAGACACAAGGGCAGAGAAACUCAAGGGCUCAUGAACAAGUUCAUCCACUGAAGAAUUUUUGUCAGCUCAAGAAACCUAAUGUGAAGACGGAGAUAGUGGUGGUUGAAACGGCGGAGGAGAAAGGGAAGACGAUAGUGGAGGAAGCAAAGAAACAAGGAGCUGGAGUUUUGGUUUUAGGUCAGAGAAAAAGAACUUCGAAGUGGCGCGUGAUUUGGAAGUGGCGAGCAAAAGGAGGAAUAGGAGGCGGAGUGGUUGAGUAUUGUAUUCAUAACUCCGAGUGUAUGGCUAUUGCCGUGAGGAAGAAAAGUAACAACGGAGGUUACUUGAUCACCACGAAACGUCACAAAGACUUCUGGCUCUUGGCCUAAUUUUUAUUAUUGCUAUCACACAUCUUAAAUCAAAAUCCUUUUCUCUUUUGUCUUCUGUUAAUUGAAAUGAUCUUUAUUGCUUUCUUUUGAUUUGUUCAUGAAUAUGAUUGUUCUCUAUCAUGUACUGCUCUAAAGAAAAAGAACAAGAGUGUAAAGACUUUAGUUUUCCUUA